GAUUUUCGCCUGCUACGUGGCGCCAUUUUUGUCAUUCUCUCUUUCGUGACUGAGUGGGGCCGGUCCAGUUCCUUCGUCGCUCCGUCUUUCCAUUUCUGUGCAUUGCCUCCGUCCUUUCACGUUCAGAGCAAGAAACCCAAAAGAGUUGCAGCAACAAGCCAUCAUUAAUCAUGGAAAUGCAGCAACAAGGCGACAUCCACAACGUUGAACCUUGUGAUGUAUGCGGUGAUGCUGGUUUCCCUGAAGUAAUUGCUACUUGCUCCAAAUGCAAAGUUGCUCGUGCACAUGUUUAUUGUAUGGAAGUUUUUCUCAAAAUAGUUCCUGAUGACUGGAUUUGUGAAACUUGCCAUUCUGGGAAUGAUGCAACAUUGUUAAAAUAUGCUGAAAACAAGAAUUUCUCAAGAGACCCUGCGGUCGAUGCUUCUGACAUAACUGAUAUAACUGAACAUGAGAAUACACAUUCAACGAGUCCAUAUAAAAUGCAUAAUUCUGGAUUGCAAACUUGUUCUAGAAGCCAAAAUGUUGGUGGAACUGGGAAAGUGAAAUUCAUACCUGAGGAAGAAGCCAUUCGACUUUGUGGUGGUAAAGUGUCCUCAAAAGCUUUUCCUGCGAAUUCUUCUAUGCACAAGGUGUAUAGUCCAUCAAAAAAAGUUAAUGCAAAGGUUUCAUUUAUGAAUGUGAAACCUCAUUCUAGCUCAUCACCUGUGGAACAUGGGAAACUACCUAGACACAGUGGAGUUCAAAAGACAACAACUAAUCAACAAACUCCUCAUUCAUUGGCAAAAGGAAUCCUUGUAGACCGUUCAAGGAAAUGUGAUUGGAGAGAGCACUCCUCAAGCUUCAUUAGACCGGUCAACCAAGAGGAAACUUCUAGAGCAAGUGCACGUCAGGGUAAUGAUAAAGCAUCGUAUUCAACACAAGCAAGCUCUCUUCCAAUUAACACCGCAGUUGCAGCUGAAACCCUAGAUCAGCAGUUAGGAAAGCAUUUGAAAAAAGAAACAUGUGCAGCUUCACAAGUGGGAAAAUGUUCACCUGUUGUUCAUCCUGUUCAAGUUGAAAGCUUGGAUCAGCAGGUAGAAACGCCUAACAAAAAGGAACCAAGUGCCACUGUACAAGCUGGACAAUCUUCACCUGUCGUUGAUUCAGGUGUUUUUUGUGCUAACGGUGAACGUAAUAGAUCUAAUGUUGAUGAGAGAGGGCCGUGGAACAUUCAGAUGAAUUUAAAGAUGCAUUGCUGCUGCGUACCUUCUUCACAUGCUACCUGGAAGGGUGGAUUUAAAUUUCAAAGCGCUGCAUUGUGCACACUUUAUGAUGGAUUGGAAGCUCUACCUCCAUGCACUGUUCAUCGUAAAGCAUUCUAUCAUUCAUGCAAAAUGCCCUCAGUUCUUGAGGUGGAACCACUACCUAUAUCCAAUUUCUUGAUAGAUUUGUUCCAAAGUGACUGUCCGGGACUUCAAGACGUGGCAUUGUACUUCUUUCCUUCAGAUAACUGUGAGAGGUCUAGACAGCACUUAAAUUUCAUAUUUGAGUUCUUGGAUGCCAAAAACGCUAUGUUGAGAAGUGUUAUUGAUGGAGUGGAGUUGUUGGUGUUUACUUCGAAACAGCUAGAUGAGGGCUCCCAGGGUACCAUUGAAAGAUUAGAUGCUAAAAAUUUCCUAUGGGGUGUCUUUCGCCUUAAGAAAGAUGAUAGAGCCAUAGAUGAGUUAACUGACCCAGAGGCUGUUGAUAUGGAUAUUGACAUGGUUGGAGGAAAGGAUGUAUUGGGUAGAACUGACUUUGUUCAGAAUCGUAAAGACAAAUCAGGAAAUUUCUCUUUUAAUUCUGGCGAAGCGACGAUACUUCAGCAAACCUCCGCGAAGUCUAAAGAUAAUGAGAUCUUAAUCGCUUCUAGAGAUUUGAAUCUGAACGUUAGAGAUAAAAUAUCUUUGUCUACUGCUGAUCUUGCAAAAAAUAUCAAAACAGAGUUUCCCUUUGACAAACUUCCAUGGAAGUAUGUCCAAGAUUAUCAUAAAAUUAUGGACACAAAGGAUGCCCCACCAGGUUUUGAAGGAGUCCAUGAACGCAAGGCUUCGCAGCCUCCAAGGCUGAACACAGAGAAGGCAGAAGAUAAAAAGACCAUCACUUCUGGUGAUUUGAAUUUGAACGUUCGGGAUAAGCCAUCUUUGUCUGCCAAUCUUCGAAAGCAUGUCAAAAUAGAGUUUCCUUUUGACAGAUUUCCAUUGAAGUCCAUCCAGGAUUAUCGGAAAAUUAUGGACGCAAAGGAUGCCCCGCCAGGUUUUGAAGAUGUCCAGGAAGUCUAAGAUUCGCAAUCUCCGAGUCUGAAGUUAAAAAGAGAGUUCCUGACUUGUAUUAAAAUGUGAUCAGUUAGUGACACUCGUUAGCUCGUAGAAAGCGCGCUUGCUUAUGCAAGAAAUCUAAUGCAAGGGAUGUGCAGAAACAUGCUGAUUUAGAUGAUCGAAGCAACAGAAGCUGUCCUGUUUUACUUUUAAGGGUAGACCUUCAAGCAUGGCUUUUAAUCCGAAUGGCUUGUUAGCUUGUAGAGAGAAAAAGAGGUAUUUUGGAAGUAGCAUUGUGGUCCAGUGCUUGCUAGAUAGACAAGAGUUAACCCUCGGUCAAGUAUGGAAAUGCUUGCUAACGCUCGGAUUUAUCAAAUAGUUUGUCACUCGGUUUUCAAAAACCAUACUAAUCUCAAUGCCCCGUUACGUAAGGCUAAUUGUAGAGAAAGGAAUAUUACACCCCACAAAAUAGCACUUUCGUUUUCUCCCUUGCACUUAAAUGUUGCAGUUUUUUCCUAUGGUGAAAUCAGGUUAA
Prosopis cineraria is the source of this 2811-nucleotide messenger RNA. RefSeq lists its product as uncharacterized. The record is from RefSeq and is a predicted model, not a curated record. NCBI's taxonomy places the organism in Eukaryota, Viridiplantae, Streptophyta, Magnoliopsida, Fabales, Fabaceae. Bases 171 to 2300 code for a protein of 709 amino acids. The transcript is spliced from 10 exons.